AUGGAAACAAUGACGCUGGCCCUCAUCCUGGGUUGGUGUCUGGUGGCAGCGAUCAGGGCACAGCACCUGCCUCGACCCUCCCUGUCACUGCACCCCAUCCAGAGGGUGUCCCUGGGGGACACAGUCAGCCUGCGAUGCCACCUGCCCCGUCCGGCUGCCGUGGUCUGGCUGUACCAGGAUGGACAUUUGAGACCAAAAAAAAACACGGACAAAGAGCAGUCCAUGGUUGAGUUCUCCUUGGUUAGAGUAAAUGCAGAAGAUGCAGAGAAAUACUGGUGCCAGUACCGGGCUCUGGAACCACCAGGGAUAUCAGACAAGAGUAACCCUGUGGAGCAGGUGGUGACAAAUCACAGUAUACCCCCACCUGGGAUUUCCCUGAGCCCUGACGAACACGUGGAGACGGGGACCAGAGUCACCAUCCGCUGCUGGAUCAAGGGCUAUGUGGCCGCCUUCCUCCUGCACAAGGACGGGCACUUGGCCCCUAUCCAGCGCCAAAUCCCCAGUGGUGGGGGCACAGCCACCUUCACCCUCAGUGGGGUGACCCCAGCCAACUCUGGCACCUAUAGGUGCUCCUACCGCAUCAGAGGUUGCUGCCCUGAGUCCUCACCCCUGGGGAAAGGAGUGACACUGAAGGUGACACCCAGACCUGCACACCCAGGUGGCACGGAGCAGCAGCAUGGGAACGUGUCGGUAACAGUGGCAGGGGGCUGUGCUGCCACCCUCGUGUUCAUCCUCAUCAUCAUCUUCUUCCUCCUCACUGCCCGCAGACGCCGGAUGUGGACAGAUGCCUCCCCCAGAAUGCCCGAGGUCGUGCAGCUCCAGGUGCCCCCAGUGACACUGAGAGUCUGACCUAUGUCGAGCUGCAAGCUGAGCCCUCCAGCACUCGGCCCUGUGCUCCCCCUGCUUCCCCACAGCCCCGUGUUAUCUACACUCAAGUGCGCACUGGGGGACCCCACUGAUGCCCCUACCUGUGGGCGCACAAACCUGUGUAUGUGGUGUGCACACGUGUACUUACAGAUUGCACGGUGCUGAUGUGUUGUGUGCUCACAAUCACAUGUUCACUUCAUGAAUAUUCACUGCGUGUGUUCACGUGUCUUACUGCAGUCUACGACAUCACAUAUGCACAGUACAUUCACACACAUGUACUACAUGCUUAGCUUUAUGGCUCCAUAUAUGCAUGUGUGAUGCCAUACAUGCACACUGAUUCAUGCACGCAAUAAUACACACUUGUGUCCUUACCACGUGCCUCAUCUCUGCACCGCAUCAUCUGCUGCCCAUGGCACAUCUCCAGCUCCACAACCCAAACCAGCACCCAUCCCACAGUGCUUUGGGGACAGGAUUCCUGCUCCUGGAAGGUUUUAUCCCACACUUGUGGGGGAGAAUUCCCAUCCUGAAAGGUUUCUCCUGCUUCUUGAGGGAGGAUUCCUUUUUCUGGAAGGCUUUACCCUUCCUUUGCCUCUGGAGAGUUGGAUUCCAUUUCCUGGGGACAAUUCCCACUUCUGCAGGGAUUAACCUUAUCUUUGUGGGAAGACCUACCAUUUCCAAAGAGUUGACCAUAGCGCCUCACGGAAUUCUUGUUUGUGGUUGCAUUUAUCGAGGCUGUGGGUGAAAAUUCUCAAUCCUGGAAGGAUUUAUCCAGCUUUGGUGGGAGGCUUCCUGCUUCUGGGUGGUUUUAUGCUGUUCUUAUGGUGGGAGAUUCCCAUUCCGGAAUAUUUUACUCUGCCUUUUGGAGCAGGAUCCCCAUUAAUACAAAGAUCUGUAGUAGAAAAAUGUGGAGUUGACUGUGAUUUUUGGGGUGCUGGAUGUUGAGCUUGGUAGUGGGUGUAAAUGUGGGUCCUGAAUGGAAGGUUUGGUGUGUGGAGGGAGAGAUGUGGGAGGCUGAAUAGCAAUUUUGGAGCUGGAUGUAGAAGCUGGUGUCAGAUGGAGGUUUUGGGGAUGGAUGGAGUUGUUUAGGGUGAAUGGAAGCUUUGGGGGUUAAGAGAGGUUUGGGGGAUUGCCUGAAGUUUCUUUUUAGGCGCUGAUUGGAGAGUUUGUAUGAGGUAUUUGUGGAGCAGGUAUAGUUUUUUGAGCUGAAAGGAGGAAGCGACAGCUAGAUGGCUAGAGAUGGUGGGGAGGUGGACAGAUGGACAGAUAGGUGGCAAGACAGAGAGACAGACAGAGAAAAGGUGGAUGGACCCUUGGUGUGUCCAGAGUGGAUGAGGAGGUGCAGUCCCAGGAGCAGGUGACCCAGCAGGGGGAAGAUGGAUGGGUAGGGAACAAUGCAGUGGUGAAAAGUACCCACACAGUGCUGGAAAAUGCAAAGGGG
Numida meleagris (helmeted guineafowl) is the source of this 2305-nucleotide messenger RNA. RefSeq names its product osteoclast-associated immunoglobulin-like receptor. The coding region runs from base 1 to 849 and encodes 282 amino acids. The record is from RefSeq and is a predicted model, not a curated record. Lineage: Eukaryota; Metazoa; Chordata; Aves; Galliformes; Numididae. The transcript has 7 exons.